Lytechinus variegatus (green sea urchin) is the source of this 1854-nucleotide messenger RNA. RefSeq lists its product as uncharacterized. Lineage: Eukaryota; Metazoa; Echinodermata; Echinoidea; Temnopleuroida; Toxopneustidae. The coding region runs from base 489 to 935 and encodes 148 amino acids. The record is from RefSeq and is a predicted model, not a curated record. The transcript is spliced from 4 exons.
CACGAACAUGUGCGACAAGGGAUGCCUUGGUUGACAUCACCCCAAAAAUUUUUACUCUCAAAACUUUCAGCAGCUUCAAAGUUGGUCAGAACUUUGUUGACUAUUCAGCAAACACAACGGCAUCGUCUUCGAUUAUAAGAGGAACAUUUCAUUCGACACUAUAGUCUUUCGCAACAUAUUUGAAAUAUUCUGGAACUUUCCGACUCGAGCACCCCUGAUCAUCAUCCACUCUUUGCAACCAAUUGAGAGAAUAGAGAGAAAAACACGUUCAUAAAUCGACAAUUUUGGUCCAAAAUAUCUUAUUAGAAUCCUUCAUCAAGCACGUGAUCCCGACGUCCAUCUAAACUUAAGAGUCGCCAUAUCUUUCAAUUACUUCUACCUUCGACUUUAAAAGCCAGCCAAUUACAUAAAUAUUUCAAUAGGAAAUUAACGAAAUUGAAAACUUGGCAUAGAGCGCUAAUCGUCGAAAACAUUACUUGAAAAUAAAAAUGGCAAAUUUGAUUGUGAAGUCAAUUAAUAUUGGUAUCGUCUUCGUCGGAAUCUUCGCUGUAUGUUCAUCAGCGGCUGGAGGAAAAGCGCAGACUAAACUAAAUGGUGUGAACGAAGGAAAAUUUGACGGACCGGUUCCGACAAUGGCAGUAACAACAACACCUGUCACAACGCCACCAGUGGGGACAGCAGCCGUCGGAGAAAUAUUUUCAUUUGAUAAAGACGCAUCUCCUGCCACGAUAUUCGGUCACGUGCUUAUUCCUUGCGUCCUAUUCGCCGUGCUUGCUGUGACGUUGUACGGAGGUCUCCGCGGCACGCAAUAUCUCUUCAGUGGAAUUAAACAAAAAGUCCAAGAGCGGCGCCACCGACCGUCCUACAAAGACAUGAGAGGGACCAUCGAUGAUGACCACGCUGUUGUCAUGGAAACAGAAGGAGUGGUUGUCUGAUGUCCUUGCUCGAUGAUAAGAUGACAACGAUCAUGAUGACGACAAUGACGAUGGAAAAGACAACAAUGCUAAGAAGAAGUGAAGUAUACUGAUGGCAUUGACUGACGGCCAAUUGUAAUUCAGAAGGUCAUUUUCUAGACAGAGUUGGCUUGGAAAAGGAGACAUUCCUAAUCUUUCUCGAUAAGCUUAUGUUUCUCUUAAUCUAACCAUUUGGCAUUGUUGGUAACCAUGAAUCAAUGAUUAACAGAAACAUCUGAUAGUUGUUGAUCUCCCUCAUAGGACCUUGUUUUCCUAUCUCUCUUUCUUGUUCUCCGUCUUUUUUUUACUUCUCACUCUUCUUUUCUCCUACUCUUUAGUCCUUCUCCUACUUGCUUUUCUUCUUUUUUUCUUCUUCUUCAUCAUCAUCUUCUUCUACUACUUCUCCUUCUUAUUCUUAAUCUGUUGCUUCACCCCCUCCUCCUCCUCCUUUUUCUUCUUCUUUUUCCUCUCCCUCAUUCUUUCUCUCUGUUUCCCAUACAAACAUGAUCAGUUAGCAGCUACCCUGGCCAGGUCACGUGACCUCAAUCUGUCGCCCUCACGUUGAUAAGAUUUUUGGCUUCCGAACUUGGCGCGAAGUCAGCCCCUUAAUCAUGGAUCGGUGUGAUUUUAAAGAAAUGUUUCAAAGUUGAGACAGAUAGAAAGAUCUAGUUGUUGAACAUUUUGAAUACAAUUUGAAGGUGUUGAUUUUCCUUAGGGCAUUUUCACCUUUUCAAAAGUCAAUCUUGAACCAUCAUUGUAAUGAUGAGAAUCAUUGGACUUUCACACGGAAAGUUCGUACCGUACUCUGAGUGAAACUGAACUGCAAUUCACCUCCGGAGUAGAAUUUGAAUUCAUGAUUGUGAUUAUUAGCCUUCGUGAUUCUAGUUUGGUUUCACACGUG